UAGAGGAGAGUGAGAGGGGAAGAGAGGAGGACUGUUUUCACGCGCUGAAAUCUUACAUAAAGAAGAAGAAGAAGAAGAAGGGGGAAAAGGCUCGAGGAGGGUAAUGGAGGCUGUUUGAUAAGAAGUGAGAGGAGAAAGUUUUUGCGGAGAAUGUGGAGAGGAAGCAAAUGCAGGAAAGGAGCUGAGGACUAUGUAGGAAUUCCUGACUGAAGUCAUGGGCUCGGAGGCAAUGGAGGAUUGUGUGCAGGGGGCGCUCUCGUCGCUUUAUCCUCCUUUUGAGAGCACAGCGCCGCCCCUCCUCUCCCAGGUCUUUUCAGUCCUGGAGUCGACCUAUCAACACGACAGUCUUCGCUACCUCCUGGACUACUUCGUUCCUGCCAAGCACCUCCUGCACAAACUCCAGCAGCACGCCUGCUCUCAGUACCUGGGCUGCCUGUUCCUUCACUCCGGUUGGCCUCUGUGUUUAGGCGAGAAAGUGGUCGUACAGCUGUCAACCUUGGACUGGAGGAUCCUGCGCAGUAAUGACUUCUACCUGCAGGUGGUGCCCUUCUCUACGCGCUGCCCUCGCCUGGCACUAAAAUGUCUGGCCCCUGGGGGACGCACUGUUCAGGAAAUUUUGGUACCCGAGUCACAGCACCCCCUUGUAUUCACCACUGAGUGGCUCCACAGCGUCAACAAAGAACGGGGGCACAAGAGAGAAGUUGGAGGAGGACUUGACACCUGCCUGGUUAGUACAUGUGAUGGUGUGGUUCGACUCCCGUGGAAGGAAGUUGUCUACCCAAAAUUCAUCCACGACCCUUCCGAAGAGCUGGGCUUGAUGUCCAGCCACGAGGGCUCCGACCGCCUUCCCAGUGAGGGGGGCAGCAGCCUCGGGGGCUGGGGUGGCUCAUCCUCUGGGGAACUUGACUCCUGGUCCUGGGAUGAGGAGGAAGAUGAUGGUUUACCACCAGACGGUUUGGACUCUGAACCUGGGCUUUCUCGACGAAGGCGCAGCGAAGACGGGCUCGGGCGGACAACGAGGCACCCUCAGCUGGAUGGGGACUAUGUGGAGCUGUUGGAGCCCAGAUUGGGCCCCGAUGGAGGGGUUGACACAAGGCAGAGGUACCUGGAGAUGCAUGGAAUUUGUAAGACCAAGACUUUGCCUCUGUGCAGGCGAGGGAAAGCCAUCAAACUCCGGAAGGGGAGAGCUUGGGGAUAUGGAAAGCUGGAAGGGUCAGGAAGCUUUCGAGCUGUCCUUGGUGCCAAGAGAGACAUGGUUACCCCAAAAGGUGAUGUUUUACCACCUCAGCCUCAACCAGAAGUCCCUGAACCUGGCAGAGGGAGGCGGUGUUACUCCUCAUCUGUCCACGACUCUGAUGAAGGAGAUAAAACAAGCAGAGACUCUGAGGGCCUGGAAAGCCACCGGCUUUAUUUUGACGGCCCAUUCAAAGAAAGGAGGCCUGGCGUGGGCAAGGAGAGAGAUAGCAACGGCCUCACGCCACCGUGUAGAGACAAUCAUAGAGGUAAAGACUCUGAGAGCGGUGACAGUUUGGCCACGAAUGAAAUCCCUGACUUGACGAUCCACAAAGUCGGGCACGUUAUAGAGGGCCAUUCAGAUCACGGAUCUCAUUCAGACUCUGUUUUUGAGGAUACAGAUAAACCACUGAGUGGAGACAGUGAUGCCACCACCCCAACAUCAGACGCACCAGAGGGACCGUUUACUGGAGUUUUAGAAAGUGGAGAAAUUACCAACAGUGGAUCUAAACUUAAGAAUUCCUCCAACCCAAAGGUGACGGAGGAAAGGGAUGAUGGGAAGACGGAGGACAGAGUUUGUCCCAGAGGAAAGGAAGUUAAAACUGCAGGAUUCAGAGCACCAAGGAGGAAAAGGAAGGGAAAGGGGGCCAAAGGGAGGGCUAGGUCUGGUGGCCGUGGACACCAGAAGGGAUCAAAACAGCAGGGAAAAGCUACUCAGCCAAGUCCCACUACCUCCUCUGACUUGACAAAGCUGCCAAUCACAGAGGAGAACCAGUCUGAACAAAGAAAUCAGGCAGACGAACCCGAUGGAGUACCGCCUCCUACAAAUGAGGGGACAGAAGACACAAGGAAAAGCAGAGCAGAGAAAGAUGCCGAAUCUUUGCCUGUCUGCAACGGCCAAUCAGGCACAUCCUUACUUAACCACUCUAAUGAGGAGGCAGGGACAGGAGAGACAUGUCCUGACCAACUCAAUGGUGUUACGUCUAAAGAGCCUCCUCUGCUGAGGGAACUGGACACAGAGCUUCUCCAGUCAGGGAAGCUGAAGUUAACAGGUACAGUGGACAGGUUGGGACGCGCUCUGGUUGUCACGGAGACGGAUGCAUCAGAGGAGAACUUCUCUGACGAGGAGAUAGCUCGGGUCUUGGCCUGCUACCACAAAAUCACUCGGCCUGCAGCCAAAGAAAAAGGUCUCACGGUGUUAAUGGACAGCAGACGCUCCCCGCCCUCCAACCUCUGCCUCUCUGCGCUUAAAUUGUUCCAGGUGUUGGUUCCUGGCGGUCUCGGAUCUGUUCUGGUUUUGGUGGAGGAGCAGCAGGAGUCCCUUUCUUUUAACGUGGAAGGAGCAGAGAUCCACUCGGUGCGAGGUACAGGGGUCCUUCAGCAAUAUGUUGACAAGCAGCAGCUGCCCAAAGAGAUGGACGGAGACUUCACCCACUGUCACUCAGACUGGCUGGCCUUCAGACUGAGCCUGGAGAGUCUGACAGAGCGUUGUGAGAGCGCCCUCGCACUCCUCGGAGAAGCACUGCAGUCUAUGGACUCGGAGCCAAUGCCAGACAACAUCAAUGCUGUUCCUCUGAGCAUCGACAAGCACAGACAGCUCAUGGCGAGCGUCCUGGCCGACCAGCGCUUGACUGAGCCACAGCAAAGGGGCGGGGCCUGGCUUGCAGGACUUACCAAUAGCGCAUCUGGACUGGCACAGAAGUCACCGGACUGCAGGGCGGCUCUCGCUGCAACCUCUAAGCUCUACGACAGCGUGGAUGACGCCCUCCACCGACUUGUCAGAGUGUCCAACCAGAGAGGCCGCGACCUGGAAGCUCUGGGACGACUGGCAGGGCUGGUGGACAAACUGGAAAAGUGUGAUAAGGAGAUUGAGCAAGUCCAGUCACAGCUGGAAGACUACAAGGACCCUCCUCUGUCCCUCAGCAGACUCUCGCUCAAACAGCAGAAAUUCAAGACCUUCAGAGAAACAGCCAAUGAGCUGCACAGCGAGACUCUGUCAGUGCUCAGUAAUCUGGAGGGCUGGUGCGAGCUGGACUGGGUGGGCCUCAGCAACGUCCAGAUCCGACUUCCUCCGGUCAGGGAGAAGCUGAGAGACAUGUCUCACUGUCUGUCUGACUGCUGGACCACUCUGGAUAACACACAAAGGCUGCUGUCCACGCUGACCGAGGCCACCCAGUGGUGUGAAGUGGUAUCCUCCACCUCAUCCUCCCCUUCUUCCUCUUCUUCCGCUUGCCCUCUUGCGUCCCUCCCUCCGAUCCCGCCGUCCCGUUUCCAGGACGCUCGUUCUUUAGCCAUAGAGCUGGGUGGUGGGGCACUCCUGGAUCUGUGGACCCAGACCGUAGAGCGCUACCAGCGGACCGUAGCGCAGGUCAAACCCCGCUUCCUCCAGCCCGACAGGACCCAGAAUCAGGGCCAGGGGAAACUGAAGACGCCGUCCGCCAGCAGCCUGUGGGACUUGAUGGGUCCUGAGGGAGAGGGCGACUGGGGACUGGGAGCUGGAGGAAGUGAGGGCGGGCUGCAGUCCUGGGGAUCCCUGGCGUCACUGUUCAGACCGCAGACCUGCUCCACACUGAAGAUUGGAGAGGAUAAAGGGAAUAAGAAAGAUGGAGCAGGGGGAGGAGCUGGCGGGGCUGGAGGAGGGAAGUUCCUGCAGAACCUUCUAAAUCCUGCAAAGAAGAGUCCCACAGAGGCCCCGCUCCCUCCCAAGCCCCCCAGGAAGCGCCACCCGAGCUUUGACCUCCAGGCUCUCCUGGCUCCCCGCAGAGGCACGGCCACCCCCAAACCUGCUGAGUCUCCAGUCGGCGGGCCGAGCCGCAACUCCCCUAUGUCCUGGCUGGGGCGACGUGCGGUAGCUGACCCGGUGAUUACCACUGGCAUGGCUGCAGCCAUACCUGGAUGGGGUACAGGAGGUGGGGGAGGAGGGGUGUUGAUUCGAGGGGUAGAGGUCAGCAGCAAGGAGGUGGUGGACCACACAGGGUCACCACGGCAACAUGUGCUACUCGGGAGGACAGAGAGGGAGACGGGGACAGAUAGGGCCGGAUCCACUUCACAGAGUAAGCUGUACCUGCUCUGGUGUAGGAUGCUGAGCUCAGAGAGGCAGUAUGUGGCCGUCCUGAAGGGGGUGGAGGAGACAUACCUCCCCUUGCUGGAGCUGUCAGACACCCCAGCCUCCAUCAGAGGCAAGGCAGACACCCUUUUCCCCAACUGGGCCAGCCUCAGCACCUUUCACUCGCAGAACCUCCUCCCUGCCAUGGAGGGCGCUCUUGUGCAGAGCUUGUUGCAACAGGACUGCUUCAGCAAAUAUCGGGAGCAGUUUCUGCAGUAUUCCCACUACAUCAGGAACAAACCAGACCUGGACUCUCCUCUAGUCACGCAGGCCGCCGACUUCUUUAAGUCCAAACUCCCCCCAGCCUCCCCCCUCUCCCCUCUGUCCUUUCCUCACUGCCUUCAGGCCCCCACACAGAGACUGGAGCAGUACUGCGAGGCCCUGGAGGAGCUGGGAGGCAUCAACCCGGCCUCAGACUCCGCCCUCUCCAUCCUGAGACACGCCCAGCGGCACGGCGAGGACCUCCGGGCCAGUGACCUCAUCGUCGGAUGUCCGAUCCCGGUGGCAGAGCGAGGCGAGCUGGUGCGGCAUGGCGAGCUGACAGUGUGUGGGGGGAAUCGGAGGAAGCGGGCUGGCGUGAGGAACGUUUUCCUCUACCAGCACAUCGUCAUAUUCACCAAACAGAAGAGCCCCGGCCCGGGACGCACCGCCUACAGCUACAAACACAGCAUCAAGACAGGUGAGAUGGGCCUGACCCAGAGCGUGGGUGGGGAGGGAGUGAAGUUUGAAGUCUGGGUCCGACAGGCGCCUCGAACCAAAGACUGCAUCACGCUGCAGGCGAAGGACAGGGAAGACAAGGUGGCCUGGACUCAUGACAUCGCCCAUCUGCUGUGGACGCACGCCAUCAACAACACAGAGUUGUGUCUGAAGGAGUCACUCUGCAUGGGGAUUUCCAGUAAGCUGCUGCUGGACGCGACAGGAACUCCAGGCUCAGAACUGGACUCCAUCUACAGUCUCAAUGACAGAGUCCACAGUAGCUGCUCAGACUCCUCCUCUGUCGGCAGUCAGAAGGAGGGGGGAUCCCCAGCGUCUGGGAGGGACCCCAGGAGAAGCUCCGGAUCAACAAGUUACUCACAGAGUCAGUCUCCCUCCACAGCUGUGUAACUGUCAUCUCAAUGAGAAAACUGGACCCUGGACUUUUUGAAGCUUUAAACAUCUCCGUUCCACCUCUGGGCACGCCAAACUGGACUUCGAGGAGCAAGAAGACAAAAGAGAGACCCUCAGACUCUAUUUGAACUUCUCCCACAUGCUUCCUCUCCUUCCCUUUUUCCCCCCUCAUGCCCCCUUCGCCUCAUUAAAACAAAUAAAAUGCCAGCAGAUUAGCCGGAGCAGCGCUACUGCACUGCUUUCCCCGCGUUUGAAACCUCCCAGCUCUGAUAUGAACCCCCGAAAGAAAAGCUGCCUCCCAAAAAAAAAAAGGAUCAAAACUGCCCUGUUUAAACCAUGACAAGCACCAGCAGGGCUCUCUGCACUCCGCCAUUUUGGAUCUGCCAGUCUCAGUUGCUGGCAGAGUCAUUGACACCAAAGGCACUUCAGCCACACAGUGCGGCCAUUGUCUGCCCCGCGGCUCCCCACUAGGCCAAACCACUUGGUCUGAACCACUGACUGCCUGGCUGGCUGACUGUACGCAUCACAUGCUCCAGCAUCUGAUAAUAAACAGGAAGUAAUAUGCGGGGCGUAAAUCCACCGUAGGAUUGCAGAUUUAGAAUGUAUUAUGUACUUUGUCAUUUUCAUAACGCUGAAUGGAGUACUGUAGGCUUUUUUCUUUUUUCUCCUGCCUGUGUAAAAAUGCGUGGCAUAGGCUAGGUGUGAUUGCAUCUAUGUAAAUGAGGCAGGGGUGGUGUGAGCAUGCACACACACAAGUACACACACAGUGUCCCUCAACACAUGCAGUCAUUCUUAUUGUUAUAAGACAGUGGAGCUCUAUUCACGCUCACGUGCUCACACACACUCACUGUGGCCGUUUUAGAGCCUGGUACAGUGGCUAAAUCAACAUCAGGCAAGGUUACAUCUGAUCACAUACAGAAAGCAUUGCCUUGAUAAUGAACGUCUUACAGUUUCAUAUCCAGCUGUUUGUUUAAGCUAAUGAUGUAUUAACAGUGGCAAGGACAAAGUGGUAUUUAGCCUCCUUUAAAGUGUAACUUAUGUCAGCAACAUGAGCUUCUUGGUGCCUUAUAUGUGUACUGAUAAUGAAUUUAAUGCUAUACCGUUUGAUAUAAGUACCAUAUUCUAUAUGCCAAAAAUGGGUGUUUGUGCAAUGUUUAUUUGUGUACAAAGAGGUAUUGUUGUUACAUUUAAUCUGAGCUUUCCUGACCUCCAUGAAAUGGAGAAAGGUGGAUGUGUUCGAUGUGCCAUAUUCCGGUUUUUACUGGGUUUUGUGCUUACGGCCAGAAGACAUGAACUACAUCUGAUUAUUCCUGAAGAGGUAAUUUACUCAGAUCUCACUUCUAGGUUAUUUCUCAGAGGAAGACGGUGUUCCUAGAAUGCCCCAAAAUGCUUCUUAUCAGCUUCUCGAUGUGAAUAUUUGGAGCUGAAAGAAAACAAUUUGAACAAAUCUUAAUGAUGGCUAUGAUGUCGGGGGAUUUCUUCAGCGUGCAUUUUAAAGGAAUAAUAUCACAUUUUGGAAAACGUGUUUUUGUGCUGCCAGGAGUUAGAUGAAAAAAUGGUACCACUCUCAUAUCUGCAGGUUAAAUAUGAAGCUAACGCCAGCAGCUGAUUAGCUUAGCUUAGCUUAGCAUAAAGACUAGAAACGGGAAAACAGCUAGCCUGGCUCUGUCCAAAAGCAACAAGCUCCUAAACACUUUAUGUCAAGUUGUUUAAUCUCUAGAAAAACUAAAACAAAGAGUGUAAUCAACAAAUUGUGGUUUUAUGGGAAGUUUGGGUCAGACUAUUUCCUGGCUGGGCACAGUAACUUCCUGGAGUCUUGUCGUCAUCGUGAAGUUGUCCGAGAAAGUCCUGUUAUUUGCUCCUGAAAAACUACGCAGUUUUUACAGUUUCUUUUUUUUUUUUCUAUAAAACAAUUGAAAUACGUGUAACUUGAUAAAAAAGACUUGUAGCUGGAUUGUGACCUUUAAAUAUAGUGGUGCUAGCGGUUUUCCCUGCUUCCUAUUUUUGUGCUAAGCUAAGCUAACGGAUUGCUGGCUGUAGCUUUAUAUUGCUAUUACAGAUAUGAGAGUGGUCAAUCUUUUUUAAACCAACUCUUGUAAAUAAAGUAAACUAGCAUAUCUCCCAAAAUUUUGGACCUUUCCUUGAACUUUUCUUUAAACUAAUGGAACAGGCGUUACAAAAAUAGGUUACACUUGCAAAAUAGCAGCUUAAAGGAGAAAUAUUCAGAGCUUAUCUAUGAUUCAGAGUUUGUCUACAUACAGCCCUCAACAUGGAGGUGGCUGAGCAGACAGCUAGCAGCUAACGGUGCUAACAACAAUAACAUUGCUGACAGAGCCUAUCUAUGAUUCAGAGGUUGUCUACAUACAGCUCUCAACAUGGAGGUGGCUGAGCCAACAGCCAGCAGCUAACGGUGCUAACAGUGCUAACAACAGUAAGGGUGAUGACAGAGCAUAUCUAUGAUUCAAAGGUUGUCUAUAUAUGGGUCUCAACAUGGAGGUGGCUGAGCCGAUGGCUAACAGCUAACAGAGUUAGCAGCUACCGGUCGUAACAGUGCAAACAGUGCUAACAUCAGCAACAGUGAUGACAGUGCUUAUCUAUAAUUCAAAUGUUGUUUGCAUAUGGCUCUCAACAUGGAGGUGGCUAAAACCAACAGCUAGCAGCUAAUAGGGCUAACAAUAUUAACAACGGUAACAGUGCUGACAGAGUUGAUCUAUGAUUCAGAGGUUGUCUACAUACGGCUCUCAACAUGGAGGUGGCUGAGCUGACAGUUAGCAGCUAAAAGUGCUAACAAUGGUAACAGUACUGACAGAGCUUAUCUAUGAUUCAGAGGUUGUCUACAUACGGCUGUCAACAUGCAGGUGACUGAGCUGACAGCUAUCAGCUAACAGUACUAACAACGGUAACAGUGAUGACAGAGCUUAUCUAUGAUUCAGAGGUUGUCUACAUUUGGCUCUCAGCAUGGAGGUGGCUGAGUCAAUAGCUAGCACCUAAUGUGGCUAACAGUGCUAACAAUGGCAGCAGUGCUAACAGAGCUAACAAGCGCUGUUUGAGGGCAGAACAGAGAGAAUGGGAUUAGCUAGCCAAAGAUACUCACACAGGGGCUCAUUAUGCACUAACAUGCAUGUACAGCCAACCACAAUAACAGAGAAGCUUGGAUUACAACACCUACAGAGGAAGCGUGACUUCAUUCUUUGCUCAGGACGCCGUUACUCAAAUAUAUCUUUACAUAGCAAAUAGUAGUUUGCUAAUGCUCUGAAUAUCAUAUAGAGCUCUGUGACCUUUACCUCUCUGACAGACUCAUACAUGUAACACUGCUGAGUUUUAUUCAAACUCAGAACUAAUAGAAAUUAUAGUGAAGAUCCCAUAUGCAUCAACAUUAGUGCUGCAUGACAUAUAUAAAACCUGUCAUUUUAUAUUUAUGAUGCAGGCAAAACAAAAGGUAUCAAUAUUUCAUAUGAUGAUGUAGUUCAUAUUGUAUGACAGCAAGCACACAGUCAGUAAAACCAAUCAUCGCAUGUGCAUCGCUAUCAAACAAUAUCACGCUUAAGGUACAAUACGAAACCAUCAGGUAGCGAAAGCCAGCAGCGGCGGCGGUGGCGAUGGCGGGAGGUCAAGCCCGCUGUCUGCAGACAGCAGCAGCAGUUUGCUGCCGUUAUCAGAUUUAGCACGUUUCAUAUCUGCAUUCAAAUUCAAAAAUUGCAAAUGGCUAUUGAGCCGUUUCUGAAUCAAUAUGUAAUUUGUUGGCUUGGAGAAGGCCCGUACACUUCAUGGCCUUUAGCUGUUUGGUACAUUGCGUUAUAUUGGAAGCAAUGUAAUGAACACCAUCUUUCAUUCUUACUGCAGUAUAGAUUGUCAUAUGCAGAAAACCCCUCACUUUUUUGUGGCGGCGAGGCAGUAUUAAUGUAUAGACUUAUUCCUCUUGCUCUUUUCUUCUACGACACACUCUGCCUGAUGUUUACAUUUUUUUGGAAGGAAUGUGGAAUGUUGGAAAUGCAUGUUAUGCUUACUUGAUAAUUGUACUGUUAUUUUUUACUUCUCUGUGUUGAAUUAAAACUGGAUGCAACUUCCAAA
Epinephelus moara (kelp grouper) is the source of this 9517-nucleotide messenger RNA. It is a transcript of the gene arhgef40, whose product is annotated as Rho guanine nucleotide exchange factor (GEF) 40. Bases 215 to 5443 code for a protein of 1742 amino acids. Gene Ontology annotation, molecular function: guanyl-nucleotide exchange factor activity. The transcript is spliced from 27 exons. Lineage: Eukaryota; Metazoa; Chordata; Actinopteri; Perciformes; Serranidae. The record is from RefSeq and is a predicted model, not a curated record.